Molecule: messenger RNA, 1071 nt
Organism: Lactuca virosa
Lineage: Eukaryota; Viridiplantae; Streptophyta; Magnoliopsida; Asterales; Asteraceae
Source: the annotation of a GenBank genome assembly
AUGGUUCUCCAACGCCAAAUUACUUCCCACUAUAAGAAGAAGCUACAAGCCACAACUGUAAGAAAUCGAUCGUCUCACCCGGUUGCACCACCAUCACCGGCUGCAGCUCCAGCAGGCCACUCAACCUCCGGCUACGCUAGACACUGGCGACUCCACUUCCGGCUACAGCAGCCGGCGAUUUUAUCUCAGGAGAAUUUUGGCGGCAAAAUGGAGCUGAUCAAGCUAUCAAAAUUCAAGCUCCAGCUCCAAACCCUAAUCACAGAAGUUCGUGAACUCAGAGAAAAGGAACGCGCAUCUUCCGAUCAACUUCACGAUUAUGUCCAGAAACAGAAGCAAAGCGAUGAAGAAUUUAGUAUAAAGAUUAAGGAAUUGGAAACCGAGUUAACAUCAUCUAACGAACUGCAGCAGAAGCUAGAACGGAAGGUCCAGUUCCUUGAAGAUGAGAAUUAUUUACUUGAAAACAAGCAUAAAGAACUGAAGGAAACUAUAAGCAGCAUACUCCAAGAAAAAGAAGGCUUUGUUAAAGCUUACCAGGAAUCUACUUGUGAAAUGAAAAGAUCCAUUGAAUCCAGAGAUAGAAAGAUUGCCAUUCUUUCUGAGAAGAUAAAUACUCAACUAUUAUCAUUUGACACAAUACGCAAGGAGGCAUCAUUUGUGAAGCAAGUAGUGGAUAAUGCAACUCAUGUUGUCAAUGAGAAAGAGGAAGUAGUGUCUCAGUUGAAGAUGAAAUUUGACAAAGUAUGUGCAUUUGAGAAGUUAUUCAUUGAAAAAAUCAAGGAUCUUGAAACUAAACUAAAAAUUAAAGAAAAAACUAUACAAAUGAAGGAAGGGAUCAUAGAGACAUUAAUAUCAGAAAACAAGGCUUUGCAUUCUGAAGUGGGGAUUUUAGUAGUUACUGUUAAGAAAAUUCAAGAUACAAUGACACGUAUGGAUGAAGAGGAUAGAGCUGCUUUGCCUUUAAUGGUGGCAAACCAAGAAAAAAAUGUAGCAAAUUCUCAUCACAUAGAUUCUAGAGCAACUGUGUCAGAGCUAGAUUCAGAAUGCUCAACUACACAAGAAGGAAUUUGUUGA